Molecule: messenger RNA, 2129 nt
Organism: Sorghum bicolor (sorghum)
Lineage: Eukaryota; Viridiplantae; Streptophyta; Magnoliopsida; Poales; Poaceae
Product: translation initiation factor IF-2
Exons: 1
Coding region: 654-2102 (482 amino acids)
Cellular component (GO): plasma membrane
Source: RefSeq, a predicted model, not a curated record
UAGUGGGCUCGCAUGGGCUGUGUACGUGAGCGCUUCACUGGCGGAAUGUUGAAUGCGUCACGUACAUACAGAAAAGAAAAAAAAAAAAAACUUCGCAUCCAAAACCAAAGAACACAGCCUUAGUUGUCAAGCAAGACCGCGAAGAAAAACGGCAUCAAAACAUCAGAAAAGCAGUACGAUUUCCAUGGAUCAUGGCGAUCCCCAUGGCCAUCGACAGAAAGCGCUUUUUGCAGUACAUGCUUGCAGCCAUUUUUUUGGUUGCAAGCAGCAGAGUGCUCAGAUGGAGCAAGGUUUUCGGCGGUGGCAAGGAAAGCUCUCUUGCCAAGCCAACGCGAAAUUCCUGGCUACAGCCUACACGGUGGUGCUACUACUAGUAUAGUAUAACUAAGCAGCCAGAUGGAGCAUGGCUAAGUUGCUUGCCCUGGUUACAAAUCAAACGAUUCCUUUCUUGCCCCACUUUCCCUCCAAAAUUCUCGCUCCCGCCCUCUGCUUCUUCUUCUUCUUCUUCUUCUUCUUGUAAGUGCCAAGUGCUAGCUGCAUCCUCGCUCAGCUCACUUGGAACACCACUCAUUCGUUUCCAUUCCAUCACUCCCUUCUUGCAUAGUGCUGGUACUUCUUCGUUUGCUUGCUUCUGCUCUUGCUCAGCUAUAGCCAUGAGCAAGCAGCCGGUGACACCGCAGGCGGGCGGCGGCGAGCCGUCCAUCGGUGCUCGCGGAGGCGAUGCGGCGCCGCCUCAUCCGGGGCCCGGCCGCAUUCGCUUUGUAACAGAGCAGAGCGACGGUGCCGGGGACACUGCCACUGCCCGGCCCCAGGUGCGCACAGAGCGCCCCGGGCCGAGGUACAAGCCUGUGUCUCGGUGGAGGCAAGAGGCGGCGGCCGAUGAGCAGGCACAGGUGUACGGACAUUACCCGCUCGGAGGCGGCCGGGAGGAACCGCCGGCGCCAAAACCAACGCGGCGCUGGGGUAGCCGUGCCGGGCUGGGAGGAGCUGCAACGUCGCAGGCGGCAAGUCACCCCGCAGCAGCGGGAGGGGCGCUGCCGCCGAGGAGCAGCAGCCUCCCUAGCUCCGGAACUGCUGCAUCGCCGACCGGUGACAUCCCCGACUCGUCGGAAGAACCGCCGGCACCGCUACUACCCCGGCGGGGUGGCCUGAAGACCAAUAAGACCAUCGAGCGCGUCAGCACGCUGCAGAACGAGGCGGCACCCUCGUCGGAACGAGCACCGCCGGCACCGCUAGUGCCCCGGCGCGGUGGCCUCAAGCCCAAUAAGACCAUCGAGCGCGUCAGCACGCUGGAGCCGAUGCCGGGCGGGAUUGGGAAUCCAGCGCCGCCGCUGCAAGCGCAUGGUGGUGUGCCUCAGCAUCCGCAACAACAGAAGCCGGGGCCACGUCAGGAUCAGCAGCCGGAGGGGGCGGCGAAUGCCGGUGGUGACUAUGUGCCGCCGAAGCAGUCGCCGUCCGGGACGAAGAACCGGGCGAUGCUCCUGACGGAUAGGAGGAGGAAGGAGAAGAACGCGAGGAAGCCACUGGCGUUCUGCUUCACCUUGUGCUGCAUCCUGUUCUGGCUUCUGGUGGUCUGCAUCGGCCUCGCCAUCCUGGUGGUGUACCUCCUGUACCACCCCAAGGCGCCCCGGAUCCACGUGAGCACGGCCACCCUCAACGCCGGCUACAUCGACGAGCUCCCGCCGCCGCACAUGGGGAAGGCGCUCAACUCCGACCUCUACGUGCUGGCGGCCAUCUACAACCCAAACACCAAGGUCGACGUCGUCCUGCGCUACAUGCAGCUGGACCUCUACUUCCAGGGGAGGCUGAUCGGGACGCAGGCGGUGUGGCCGCCGCUGUACCAGAAGCCCGGCGACUCCGCGCUCCGGAGCGUGCACCUGGUGGUCAGCGAGGUGGUCAUGACGCAGGAGGACGCCGAGGUGUGGAAGAACGUCACCACCAGCGGCGGCCUCGUGGAGAUGCACCUCCAGGGCAAGUUCUACGUCCAGCUCAACUUCGGCCGCUGGCUACCGUUCAGGUACACGGUCAGGCCGAUUUGCGCGCUCUGGCUCGACCCGCCGCCGGCGGGCGCCCUGCGCAGGGCGCGCUGUGCGAACCGCUAGGGCAUUUCAGGUACAUGCGCGAAGCAA